CUGUAAGUUGCAGGUUAAAGCUGGAAAACUUCUAGUUUGAAGCUUAUUGGAUUGUGAUUCUGCAGCGGAGGACUUCCCACAUCAAAAGCUGCUGCUGCCCGCAGAAACCGCCGGGGAGCUCUGUGAGGACCCUGUGAUUUCUCGUGUAGUGGAUCUCAGAUCCCAGAUCUCCUCCACUGAAGAUCUGUCACUUCAGGCCCGUUUGUGAAUACACAUCUCGAAGAUGAGAGGUGUCUCCUCUCUCUGUCCUCCUCUUGGUCGAAUGUGGAUGGAUGUGGCGUCGUGAGGAGGCACUAGCCUGAGGACAGUUUGGAGUUUUUUGCCCACACAUUCUUCACCUCAUGCAGUUCCUUCGGCCGGCCUGGGCUCUGACUGCCGCCGCGGUCUGCUUCCUGCUCCUAUUGCUCCUCCACAGCCAAAUCCUGAGGGAAGGCCAGCUGGUAGCAGGGACCUGUGAGAUUGUGACUCUGGACCGUGACAGCAGCCAGCCCAGGAGGACCAUCGCACGGCAGACAGCUCGCUGCGCCUGCAAGAAGGGACGGAUUGCUGGUACGACGAGAGCCAGACCAGCCUGUGUGGAUGUUCGUAUCAUCACGAGUCGACAGUGGUGUGAGAUGACUCCGUGCUUAGAGGAUGAAGGCUGUAAUCUCCUGGUCAAUCAGUCAGGCUGGACCUGUACUCAACCAGGAGGCAGAGUGAAAACCACCACGGUGAGAAAACAAGCUUAG
Pundamilia nyererei is the source of this 728-nucleotide messenger RNA. Its product is annotated as protein FAM19A5-like. NCBI's taxonomy places the organism in Eukaryota, Metazoa, Chordata, Actinopteri, Cichliformes, Cichlidae. The coding region runs from base 342 to 728 and encodes 128 amino acids. The transcript is spliced from 3 exons. Gene Ontology annotation, molecular function: G protein-coupled receptor binding; receptor ligand activity. Gene Ontology annotation, biological process: G protein-coupled receptor signaling pathway. The record is from RefSeq and is a predicted model, not a curated record.